This is a messenger RNA of Bactrocera oleae (olive fruit fly), 1611 nucleotides long. RefSeq names its product UTP3 small subunit processome component Sas10 (gene Sas10). The record is from RefSeq and is a predicted model, not a curated record. Gene Ontology annotation, biological process: maturation of SSU-rRNA from tricistronic rRNA transcript (SSU-rRNA, 5.8S rRNA, LSU-rRNA). Lineage: Eukaryota; Metazoa; Arthropoda; Insecta; Diptera; Tephritidae. Gene Ontology annotation, cellular component: nucleolus; small-subunit processome.
UUGUGAAUAUCACGAACCAAAAAGAAGAAUGUCAUUAAACAGCUGUUUUUUUUUGAUUGGACACAAAUCGCACGUGUAAUAAGUAAAAUUGAAGUUAUUUAGCUAAAAAUUAUUUUAAGCUUAUGGUGAAAUGAGUGACAAAAUUCAUAUAAACCAAACAAGAUAUGAUGAUGCCGACGAUUAUGAACCUACGGAUUCUGAAGCAGAGUACAGCGAAAAUGAUAAAGAAUUGCUGCGCCAAGUUCGACAAGGUCACCGACGUAAGGACGAUAGCAAAGAAAACGCCCUAAUGGCGUUCGAUGAAAGUGACGAUGAGGACGACGAUGAGGAUGAUGUGGGAGCUUUAAUGCAUGGUAGCGAUAUAGAGGGUGCCGAGACUGAUGAUGACUUACCCGAUACCACAAACUGGGGCGAUAAGAGCCGCAAUUAUUACAAUACAGAUUUUGUGGAUCCCGAUUAUGACACAUAUACUGCGGAACAAGAGGAGAUGGCCAAGGAGGAGGAAGAGGAGGCUAAAAAAAUACAAAUGCGUUUAGCAAAACAAAUGAAAGAAGAGGACUUUUUACUCGAUGACACACUUAUUCAUGCCGUUAAACCUAAAGAAACAAAGCUAAAAGAGGAAACUGCUGCGGUAGAACCAAUCGAAGUUAAAGCUGAUCUUGCCGGCAUUACUAAGCGAGAUAAAUUGAGGUUAUUUCAAGAAGAUUCACCAGAGUUUGCACCACUUGUGGAUGAUUUUGAGAAUUAUGUCAAAGAAGUGGAACAGAUUAUAGCACCUGUUAUGCUAUACGUGCGUCAAAAUAAUGUGCCAAAGAUACCUGCUAUACAAUUUGCAGAGCUCUAUCAAAAUAUAGCGCUCAGUUAUUGUUCGAACGUAGCAUUUUACUUGCUUUUGAAAGCUAAACGUACCGCUGUACGCAACCACCCAGUUACAAAACGUUUAUUACAAUUGAAAAAACUCAUCAAACAGUUGCAAAAUAAAUACCAUAAUAUAAUACGGCCACAACUGGAGGCAUUAUUAGAGCGAAUUGUAGAUGGUGAUAAAUUCCAAGUAUUGAAUGUGAAGGAUAUCGCUGACAGAACUAAGUCUAAGAAGAAGACAAAAUUGGGUAUACUUGAGAAAUAUGAUGAGAAAAUUAAAAUUGAUGACAAACACGCUGAUGAGGAGUCUGAAGAGGAAGAUAAUGAAGAUGAAGAUAUGAAUCUAACUGAAGCCAAUCCAUAUGCGGAUGAGGAUAUACGUCGUGGCAUUACCUAUCAAAUUGCCAAAAACAAAGGUCUCACACCAGCGCGCAAAAAAGAAUUGCGCAAUCCACGCGUCAAGCAUCGCAACAAGUUCCGCAAAGCUUUGGUACGACGCAAGGGUGCAGUACGCACCGUACGCAAAGAAACAACACGGUAUGGUGGCGAAAUAUCCGGUAUCAAAGCGACGGUCAGCAAGAGUGUCAAAUUCAAAGUAUAACGAUUGCAAAAAUUAUAUUUUUAUUUUCACAAUGUUUGUGAGUAGAGAUUACGUGCAAAGUGUUAAUACAAAACAUAAUGAUGUUCAUACAAAAAAUAUAUAUUACCUUUUAUUUCGUGUUAUUAAAGGAAGGACAAAAUGUAAACAAA